UUAUUUUUGGAUUAGGGCACAAUUGGCGGAGGAGGAACACAGCGGUGUGCGGUUGGUUUCUUCUUCUCAAAUCUCCCGAAAAUUUUCCAGUAAAGGUUUCGAAUUUUUGUUUGAUCGAAGAAGAUAUGCCUUCGGAGGAUUCGAAAGCUUUGAAUAAAGAGGAGGCUGAGGAAGACAAUAAGAGCCUGAGUUCUCUUGCGAAGAAGAAACCCACGAAUGCCAACAAUGCUGGUUCGAAGAAAUUGAAGAAGGAAGACGAUGAUGAUGACAGACCCAUCAGGUUAUCUUCAUCUGGAUCUCGUUCAAAGCCGCCAGUGAAGAAGAAGGAGGAGAUUGAUGAAGACGAUGAUGAUGACAAACCCAUCACAUUAUCUAGAUCUCGUUCAAAGCCGCUAGUGAAGAAGAAGGAGGAGAUUGAUGAAGACGAUGAUGAUGAUGAUGAUAAACCCAUCACAUUAUCUCGUUCAAAGCCGCCAGUGAAGAAGAAGGAGGAGAUUGAUGAUGAAGACGAUGAGAAGAAGAAGCCUGUUUCUAAGAGGAAUUCCUCUGUUGGUGUCUCAAAGGAGAAGAAGAAAACAGAGAAAGAAGAAGAACCAAAGAAAAAGAGAGAAAAGAAAGUAUAUGAUUUGCCUGGUCAGAAGAGAGACCAACCUCAAGAGAGAGAUCCACUUAGGAUUUUCUACGAGUCACUUUACAAGCAAAUUCCCACUAGCGACAUGGCUCAGAUUUGGUUGAUGGAGUCUGGUUUGCUUCCAGCUGAAAAAGCUAAGAAAGUUCUUGAGAAGAAACUGCAAAAGGGUGGAAAGUUCAGUUCUCCUACAAAAUCUGCAGCUUCUACUCCGAGAAGCAACAACAACAAAUCAGUGCCCCCGAAGAAGGAGGCCAAAAAAUCACCUUCUGAAGCUUUGUCAGACAAAAAGAAGGGAACUGUUUCCAAACCAGCCACCAAGAAGAGGAAGAAGAACUCUGAUGAUGUUAGUGAUGACGACACAGAUGAUGAUUUUGUGGCUAGCAGAGUCUCUAAAAAACCUAGAGCCAAGUAAUUGGAAUUAUAAGACUGAAUUUGUAAUCGGUUUUUAGUGACUCAAUUUGUAGAAUCCUUUGGGGACGAAUUCUUUAAGAGUAAUGGAAGAAUUGGCAGAUUGUUUCUGCGUUCUAGGAA
This is a messenger RNA of Camelina sativa (false flax), 1162 nucleotides long. RefSeq lists its product as uncharacterized. Lineage: Eukaryota; Viridiplantae; Streptophyta; Magnoliopsida; Brassicales; Brassicaceae. The record is from RefSeq and is a predicted model, not a curated record.